Molecule: messenger RNA, 594 nt
Organism: Striga asiatica
Lineage: Eukaryota; Viridiplantae; Streptophyta; Magnoliopsida; Lamiales; Orobanchaceae
Source: the annotation of a GenBank genome assembly
AUGCUCGACGGAAUACACCCGCCGAGAUUGUUAUUCGCCAGGACUAAAACCGAAACCGGCGAGUUCCCGAGAUUCUCGGGUAUCCCGAACCGGAACCGGUUGUCGUUCAGAAAGAGAGCGUCGAGUUUCUUGUCGAACAACUCGCUGGGAACGCCGCCUUCGAAAUCGUUGAACCUCAGGUCAAGGAAUUUCAGUGACGGCAUGGAGAGGACGAUUUUGGGGAAACCCCCAACAAAUCGGUUGUUGCUCAGAUCUAAUUCGAAGAGGAGUUUUGGGGACCAAUCCGCAGAACCUGUUGGAGUUAAUGUGGAGGAGGGCGAGGUCAGUGAGGAGGCCGACCUCAUCCGGGAGGUACCCGGCGAUGUCGCCGUGGUUGAGGUCGAUUCCGGCGACUACCCGGGCGGAGGCGUUGGAGGGGGAUGGUGCGCAGAAGACACCGCCGUACGAGCAGACGUCGGGGCCGGUCCAAUUGGAGGUGAAAUUGAGCGGGUCGGAGAAGAUGGCGAGCUUCCACGCCUGGAGGGCGACGUAGGCCUGCCGGAGACUGGGGUUCUCGAAGGCAAAGGCGGCGGCGGCCGCCUCGAUUUUGGGUAG